Messenger RNA from Lachancea sp. 'fantastica', 1650 nucleotides. Lineage: Eukaryota; Fungi; Ascomycota; Saccharomycetes; Saccharomycetales; Saccharomycetaceae. The record is from the annotation of a GenBank genome assembly.
AUGCUCAACGCUAUCGCAUCCACCAAAGUUGUUCUUCAUGGCCAAAUAAUGCCAGCCACAAUCGUUUACUCAACGGAUACUGGAAAGAUAAUCACGGUGUACGAAAAUGAAGUUCUGAAUAAGGUGCCGUCACACGAAGGAGAACCCGUACAGAAUUAUACCAUCGUUUCUCCUCACGUGAUAAUGCCAGGACUGGUGGAUGCUCACGUACACUUGAAUGAGCCAGGUAGAACUGAAUGGGAGGGCUUUGCAACUGGUACCCGUGCUGCCGUGGGUGGUGGUGUCACUACUGUGGUUGAUAUGCCGUUGAAUGCAAUUCCUCCGACCACAACGGUGGAAAAUUUGCAAAUCAAGUUGGCAGCAGCUAAGGGCCAAAUGUGGUGUGACGUGGGCUUCUGGGGAGGCCUGGUGCCAUCAAAUAUUGAGCAGCUGGUACCCCUAGUGCGUGCCGGAGUCCGUGGCUUCAAAGGGUUUAUGAUGGAUUCCGGUGUGGACGAAUUUCCAGCUAUCGACAAAUCUUACAUCAAUAAAGCACUACAAACGCUCGAGAACGAACACACAAUGCUUCUUUUCCAUGCCGAACAGGCUCCUCCGGAAGGCAACCUAGGGUUGGUUGAUUCACCUAGCAGCGACAGCGGCUGCAACAGCAACAAAGAUGACAUUUUCGUCGAUCAUGUGCAUGCAGCUCCAGGCGGUCAAGACUUGUCUAAAACCCAAAUUCAUGCACUGGCAGAAUCCAAAGUACUUGAAUCUGUUGAGCCCACAGUCGGGAAGCCUGCCCAUGAAGUUUACGAAACCCACUCUUCUCGAAGCCCAUUGGAAUCCAUAAAGCAACAAAAUCAUCUUCUAGAUCAAAUUGAUCCCACGACUUACGCUCCAUUUUUGGCCUCCAGACCAGACCUCUUUGAGACCACGGCCAUAAGCACAAUCCUGAAUUGCUUAAAAGACUUUGCCAAGUCCUCGAAAAGAAUUCCCAACGUGCAUGUGGUCCAUUUAGCCACGCAGGAAGCAGUGCCUAUGCUGCGCCAUGCGCAACAGGUUUUGAAACUGCCCAUCACUGCAGAAACAUGCUUUCACUACCUGAAAUUUGCCGCGGAAAGUAUCCCAGCAAAGGCUACCCAUUACAAAUGUUGCCCUCCAAUCCGCUCUGAAGAAAAUAGACUUGCUUUGUGGGAAGCCUUGCGUGGCGAUGUGAUUACCACAGUUGUCAGCGAUCAUUCGCCAUGUACUCCAGAGCUUAAAAACCUGGCUAAAGGUGAUUUUUUCGCUGCCUGGGGUGGCAUAUCUUCUGUUGGGCUUGGCCUUUCAAUCAUGAUGACUGAAGGAGCAAAGGUGUCACCGCAGGUGUCUCUUCCAGAAAUUGUCAAAUGGUGCUGCGAAAAUACUGCUAAACAAGUCGGACUCCAACAUAGCAAAGGAUUCCUGCAUCCAGGUCAUGACGCCGACUUCCUGGUUGUAGAUCAGUAUCGUAAACGGGUUAUUUCCGCAGACAACGUCUACUUCAAAAACAAAUUGACAGCUUACGAUGGCCAAGAGCUGAGAGGUCAAGUGCUGACGACUUACGUCAGAGGCAAUAUUGCAUACGAUUUGGAAGCAGGACAUUGUCCUGCUCCAUUCGGACAAACACUUUUGGAGCCCAGAACGGUAUGA